GUUAUCGUAACCUUUUAAAACAUGUUUUUGCUUAUUGUAAGAAAUAAAUCAUCCAUCGUAAAACCUCUGCUUCGUAGGACACUUACAAAUUUUGUCGAAAGGGGUUUAUCAUCCAACAGAAAUGAAAAUCAUUACGAUAUUAUUAUCACCGGUGGUGGAAUGAUUGGCACAACAUUAGCAUGUACCUUGGGCAAAAAUGCAAAAUUGGCAAAUAAACACAUACUGUUGUUGGAAGCUGGUAAACAAAAAGUGUGGUCCCUUCCAGAGAAAUAUAGUAAUAGGGUAGUAUCUAUAAAUCCAGGAACUUAUAAAUUACUAAAUUACAUCGGUGCAUGGAAACACAUCGAAGCUAGUCGAUAUGCAGCUGUUAAAAGACUGCAGGUUUGGGAUGCUGUAUCAGAUGCUUCAAUUACAUUUGGUGAAGAAGAAAAUACUGAUAACGUCUCAUAUAUUGUAGAAAAUGAUUUAUUAAUAGCGGCUGUAAAUGAAGAAGUAAAAACAGUUGAUAAAGUUAAGAUUCAAUAUAAUGCCAGGGUAAAGGACUAUCAUUUACCGGAGUACCACGAAAAUGUCACACAAAUUACUUUAGAUAAUGGUGAUACGUACACCUGCGAACUGUUGUAGUAUAUUCAUGACACGCUGAUGAAUUGUGAGUUGCAUAAAC
Molecule: messenger RNA, 664 nt
Organism: Anoplophora glabripennis (Asian longhorned beetle)
Lineage: Eukaryota; Metazoa; Arthropoda; Insecta; Coleoptera; Cerambycidae
Product: ubiquinone biosynthesis monooxygenase COQ6, mitochondrial-like
Exons: 4
Coding region: 22-624 (200 amino acids)
Biological process (GO): ubiquinone biosynthetic process
Cellular component (GO): mitochondrion
Molecular function (GO): oxidoreductase activity
Source: RefSeq, a predicted model, not a curated record